This is a messenger RNA of Taeniopygia guttata (zebra finch), 5378 nucleotides long. It is a transcript of the gene PDLIM5, whose product is annotated as PDZ and LIM domain 5. NCBI's taxonomy places the organism in Eukaryota, Metazoa, Chordata, Aves, Passeriformes, Estrildidae. Gene Ontology annotation, molecular function: muscle alpha-actinin binding; actin binding. Gene Ontology annotation, cellular component: stress fiber; filamentous actin; adherens junction. Gene Ontology annotation, biological process: muscle structure development; actin cytoskeleton organization; heart development. The record is from RefSeq and is a predicted model, not a curated record.
CCCCUGCAGUGUGCGAACAGCCAAAACCGGGCUUUUCAGAGUUCCGUGGGGUUUGCAGCCUCCUGCUGCUGCUUGGCUGAAGGUCCACCUUAAAUGUCCCUAUAUGAGUAUGGAAUCUGGCUGUGCCCCGGUGUAGUCUUACACCAGCCUGCCCUGGUGUGCUCCUGCCGGGCUUCAACUAUACAAAAAUAGACGGCAUCCACUACCUAAGAUGUCAUUGUAACAUUACUUAUCUGAGGUGGAACUGAAGCUCUUAUCUUUGACGCUGAACAGCACUUAAAUAUCUCAGUUGCCUUUUAAAGGCAUCAGUCCUUUGGAUUUGGUCCUUGAAUACUAAACAUCAUGAGCAACUACAGCGUGUCUUUGGUCGGGCCAGCUCCCUGGGGUUUCAGGCUUCAAGGGGGCAAGGAUUUCAAUGUGCCUCUGUCUAUCUCUCGGCUUAAUGACGGUGGCAAGGCAGCCCAGGCACACGUGGGGAUUGGUGAUGUGGUUCUCACCAUUGAUGGGAUAAGCACGGAUGGGAUGACUCAUCUAGAAGCACAAAACAAGAUCAAGGCAUGUACAGGCAAUUUGAACAUGACUCUGCAAAGAGUGUCUUCUAUACAAAAACCUGAUCAUUUUCAUGUGACAAAGGCAGAACCUACCGAAGUAGUUAAGCCUGUGCCCAUUGCCUCUGCUGUUGCACCCAAAGUCACUGCUACAGCCAGCGUGGCUUUCAAUAAGACACCGAGGCCGUUUGGGGCUGUAACCUCCUCCAAGGUCACCUCCAUCCCAUCACCGUCCUCCGCCUUCACGCCGGCGCAGGCGUCGGCCGCGUCCUCGUGUGCCGUGCCCGGAGUGCAUGCUAACGCCAAGCCUAACGCUGAGCCAUGGCCGCCUGUGCUGGGCGCUCCUAAACCUGCAGUUCCUGUCCCACGGCAGCACGGUGCCGCCCCGAGCGCCUCGGCCACCGACGGCGCCCAGGACGCAGCCGAGGGGCCGCGACGAGGAGGCAGAGAGAACCAGGGGGAGAGUAAACAGCAAAAUGGCCCCCCGCGGAAGCACAUCGUGGACACCUACACGGAGUUCUACCACACGCCCACCCACAGCGACGCCAGCAAGAAGCGGCUGAUCGAGGACACCGAGGACUGGCACCCCCGCACAGGCACCACCCAGUCCCGCUCCUUCCGCAUCCUCGCCCAAAUCACUGGCACGGAUCACAUGAAAGAACCAGAAAAUGAAGCUGGGAAGAAGACUAAUGAUUCCCUGGAAGCUGCCCAGCCUGCUCCGGUGAGGAGCGUCCCUGCCUGCCAGGACAACAUGGAUGUGAGACCUGCUCCUGCCAACACCGCACCUGCCGCGGUCCUCAAGCCAACGGCACCUCUGGGUUCUGCCAAGGGCUGGCAGCCUCCAAACCAAGCAGCUCCUGUCAGUGGAUGGACAUCCAACAGUAUUAAAUCACCUGGAACAACUGCCCCGAGUGAAAAAGCUGCAAUAACACCUCAGCUGAAUGAGCAAGACACGUUGGUUCAGCGGGCGGAGCAUAUUCCAGCGGGGAAGCGCACUCCCAUGUGUGCGCACUGUAACCAGGUCAUCAGAGGACCCUUCUUGGUGGCUUUGGGAAAGUCAUGGCAUCCAGAGGAGUUUAAUUGUGCCCACUGCAAAACCUCCAUGGCAUACAUAGGAUUUGUGGAAGAGAAAGGGAUGCUGUAUUGUGAGGUCUGCUAUGAGAAGUUCUUUGCCCCUGAGUGUUCAAAGUGCCAGAGGAAGAUCCUUGGGGAAGUAAUAAAUGCUUUGAAACAAACUUGGCACGUUUCCUGCUUCGUGUGUGUGGCCUGUCACAACCCCAUCCGCAAUAAUGUUUUCCACUUAGAAGAUGGUGAUCCCUACUGUGAGACGGAUUACUAUGCCCUCUUUGGUACGAUGUGCCAUGGCUGCGAAUUCCCCAUCGAAGCUGGAGACAGGUUUCUUGAAGCCCUGGGCCACACUUGGCAUGACACUUGCUUUGUAUGCUCCGUAUGUAGUGACAGUUUGGAGGGCCAGACUUUCUUCUCCAAGAAGGACAAGCCACUGUGCAAGAAACAUGCCCACUCUAUCAACAUCUGAAACUUGGAGCUCGUUUUGUGUAACAAAUGUACUGAGCAGAAAGGUUAAAAUGUCCAUAUUCAAUAAUUCGUUAAAAUAAUUUAUGCCAAAUUUUUCUAAAAUGAAAAAGUGAUGUGGAAACUUGCAGAAAGGAUUGUACACUAUUUUUUUAGAGUGUUUAUCAUUUAUGAUUUUGCUUCAUAAAAAGAAAGGUAUCAGGAAUUGCACCCAAGCCAAACAAUUAGAGUACCUUUAUCUCUACACUUCACACAUUACUGUAUUUCAUGAUUUUAUGACCACAUUUGUCUCUAUUUCAUUAUGAGAAGUGAAGCAUCUAUAAAAGUAAAUACCUGAUAUUAGAGGUCUCAGUCUUGCUGCUGUUCAGCAAAUAAAGGGAGACUGGAUUCAACAAUCCAAAUCACUUUAUUUCAGUGAUGUUUUUAAAGUGUGUCCAGAAGUAUUGUGACUAAACUCCAUUAAAAAGAACUCAAAGUAAAGAUAAGAUUACACAAAAUAUAUAGUUUCAAAACUUUUUUUUAAUCUGCUAUUCGUAUACAGGAAGAUUCCUACAUGAUUACAUGUACCUGCGCCUUUGCACUUGAAUUUCUGAUAGGUUUGCAAGGGACGGAGGUUUUUACAAAGCAUUUAAGGGUCUAUGCUGGUAAAAAAAUAUUUUGAAGAUGCCACUUAAAACAUAAAUGGGAUACUUUUCUGUAACUCGUAUACUGCCAGAACACUAGCCAAAACCCCCUGCUGCUGAGGGCGUGUUUGAUAGGAUGAAAAUGUCAGAUCAAAUCUUAAGGGAGCAGGGAUUUCAAUUCUUCUGUUUGCAGUUCAGGUUUUAGGUUGCUUUAAGUGCCUUGUAAAGGGGAAAUUGUGCUGAAUCUUCAGGUAACAGCGUUUUGUAUCCAGAAUGUGAGAUUCUAGUGUUGAAUGAGGGAAGCUGCUGAAGUGCAACUGAGGACAUUGUUUUUUUCCUCAGUACAUUCUUUACCACGUAGCUCAUGAAUAUGUAUAUUGGUGGAGUGCCAGGUGAAAACUUUCUUGCUCAGCUGUUAUGAUUUUUAUUAGUUUAGGAUUUAUUUUUCUCUUCCAGAUGUAGGGAAUGGAUUGUGAAAUGAUAUUCCAUUGAUUUAAGCGGCUCAGUACCUCUCAGAUCUUGCAAGGGAGCAGAGAGACAAUGCGGUCAUUAUGCAUUUGUUGCGAGCUGGAUCAGCUGAUUCUGUGGCUUGAUAGGAAUUUUGCAUCCACCCAGAGAGUCAGUGCAAGCCCAGUGCACCAGCUCAGUCCCCCUUAGCCUCAAAUUAGGGUUUAACUGGUUUAAUUGGAGCAAUUGCAGGCAGCCAGGGAGGAGGUGGUGCUCCUCUGCAACAGGGUGAAUUUGCUUCAGUAGAAUUGCACAACAGUGAAGGGGGCUCUCUUGGGACCAGAGCAGAUUCCUGAAGAAAACUGAAUUUACAUCAGUUUGUUUCAACUGGGGUGUCAGAGCUGAAUUGUUAAUCUUUAGUGCUCUUUCUAGUAGACAUUAAAAAUAACCAUUUACUGGUUUUGUUCUUGUGGGGUGGGUUUUUUAACUGAUUCACCAGAUAGUUUUAUCCAUAAAACCAUGGAUAAAAAAGUCACAAAAAUUUGGUAUGGUUGAAUAAAGCAACUGUAAUGAGGAACAUCAGCAAAAGAGGAGGAAAGAAAACCAAAAUUGCUGUACUGAAAUAUGAAAAAUAUUUGGCUUUUAAUUAAUUCAGUGAGACAGGUUCACAUUGUGGGGCUGUUUCACUUUAUUUCCUGAAGUUGUUUUUAUUCAAUAUUACCACGUUUCUUUUUUAACUUCCAGUGGUACAGAAGAAAUUUGGUAAAUUUGGUGAAUGUUGGUAAAUAAGAAAUUUGGUGGUACGGUAUAAAGCUGUUUAAAGUGUUUACACUCUUGUAGAUGUACCCUAUUGUGAGUUCGGUGAAAAUCAGAAGGGUGGAAGCAGACUGGACAAGAUACACUAAUAUAUAAACCAGGUUGCUUUUAAAAUUAAGUGGAAUGUGGAAAAAUGAGACCUAUGGACUAGGUUUCAGUGGAGCUUUAUUGCACAUGUGUGAGGAAAGAGGGGGAAAUGCACAGGAAAAGGGGUUCCAUAAUUUCUGCGAUUCAAACCUUGCAAUUUUAAUGUAGGAUAAAAACUUAUCAGUUUGUCAUUGUCCUUAAAAUCCAGUUAAAUUUUGUUUAGCCUCAUAAUUUUAAUUGGAAUUUUAUUUUUAAUCCAUAUGCUCUAGGGUUUGAAAUUUUCCAGUUGUUAAUGAAUUUGAGGACAAAAGCCUGAAAGGCUCCAAUAGAACUGCUUCAUUUAGCUGCUUUGCCUUUUAAUUUCUGCUUUUAUCUAUUUGUUUAAAAUUUUAAAGGAAGCAUAGAGUCACUGAUAGAUAACGGAUAUUUAAUGGCUUUACCAAAUUAUAUAAAUCAAUUAAAAGGAACAUAAUUUUUAUCGUUAUUUUAAGAAGUGAGAUUUUAGUAGAGCACUUUAUAAUAAUGCCAUAUAUCUCACUGAAUAUUUAUUACCUUUUUUGUUGUUGUUGUUUAGAACUAUUUCAUCCUGGUAGUAUUUUGUUUUAUUUUAAGCCUGCCUUUACCUCUAGAAUCUUCUGGGGACUGAGUGUAUGUGUUUAAAUAUACUUUUUUCUACAUGCACACGUAUGUGCAUUGAGAGACAUAAGUAUAAAUGUAUAUUUGAAUGCAGACUUGACAUAGCAAAAAAUCAUUUGGGGAUUUAGUGAGAUUCCCAACUUCUUUUCACACAACACACAUACAGCAUUCAUUUAUGAGGGAAUGUUGCAGAGUCAGGACAGAUGUAUUAGUAACCUAACUACUGUAGAUCUUUGCAUGCAUUUUCAGUCAGUUGUCAUUUUUCUUCCAAAACUGCCUGUGAGAGAAUUUGGUUUAACUCUGUUUGGAGUUAGAAUGUCUUUGUAAGUGAAUAAUUGAUCCAUGAUGACAAUUUCAGUAUGUUGUAAUGAAAUAAUUCAGGAUUGCAUGUAAAUAUAAAUGCUUAAUAUAACUAUGCCAUAAACAUAAAAGCAGGAGUUGAGUUGUGGUUCAGUGUGUGUUGGUUUGUUAAUUGUGUACCUGUUUCUUGACGGAGCUACAUGCAUCAUCUAGCCAUGCCAGCUGCUUUGCAAACAUUGUUUUAUGCUAAACUACCAGCUGUUAAAUCCUGGUGAUUUCUUUGCUUGUGUUUAAUAAUCUUUGGCAUUAAAUUUUGUCUGUUCACGUUUGCAAAUUUAAUUACAAUUGAAAAACAUAAUAAGCAAAUAAACCCUACUCAAAACCUGAA